CCAAUAAUAAUAAUCAAUUACAGUUUUCGGAAAUGCUACAGAAGUUGAUGGAUAAAGCUAAGAAAGCUACAGAUUUACAGAUUCAAAAAAAAUUAAGCCAGCUUUGUAUUUAUGUGGUAAUGUGCAGUAAGAAAAUAGAGUCAGAUCAAGAGAUUUCAGAGCAAUCAGUAUCAAAAGAUUGGUUUAUUGAAGAUUAUAAGAAAUUACUGAAGCAUUUCUUAGAGACACGAUCAACACACAUUCAACCAGAGAUAUUUACUUCUAUAUUGAAUGCAUGUCCCGAAACAGUGUGGAAUUUUGCAGAUGACCUUUCUGUUGCGGCAUUUUCUUCUGAUUUCAGAUUAUAUAAAAGAACACAAAUACUUGAAAUGUUACUAGCAGCCAUCAGGUGCAUGAAGAACUUGCCAGUUCUCAAGAAGAAAGUUUGGAAGAAAUUUUUUAUAAAAUUAAUGCCAAAUGUUAUAAAGGCACUUCAAGAUAUUAUUAAUUCACAAGAGAUAAAACCAACAUAUACAAUAGAAGUUUUAGAUAUAAUUGUAACUGUAGAGGAAACUAAUAAGAAGUUUGGCAUGAGUAUAUCAAAAGAUUGUCAAGAUAUUCCUGAAUUAAAAAAUCUAUCUCCAAAACAACGACAGAAAUUACAAACCAAAGGAAGACGUUUGUGGAAGAGAGUUGCACAACUGUUAUCAAUUGAAUUGUCUUAAUUUUAUAAAAAGUUUUAAAUCUAUUCUAUUGUAAAUAAAUUUUAUUAAAAUACAGUUUUUUAAAUAUGAUAAUU
Molecule: messenger RNA, 778 nt
Organism: Centruroides sculpturatus (bark scorpion)
Lineage: Eukaryota; Metazoa; Arthropoda; Arachnida; Scorpiones; Buthidae
Exons: 9
Coding region: 33-704 (223 amino acids)
Source: RefSeq, a predicted model, not a curated record